AUGAGAACACAUCUCUCCAAACUCCAAACUGACUUCAACCAGUUCUUCCAUGACAUCGAAGAAAAGUCAGAGCAACUGGACUGGGUGAGGAACCCCUUCAGAGGGACUGAGAGCAGCAGCAGCCUUCCUGCCAGACUGCAGGAAAACCUGGUGGAUUUGUCCUUUGAUCUAAGGGUGGAAGCCUUUGCUUCCCUGUCUGCCUGCCUACAACAUGAUGCUGUGGCAACAUGGGCCCAUCUUGAUCCCGUGCUCAGAAACAUCAGGGUGAAAUAUCCGGAUGCAAAACACAUCCACUUCAUUUCAGAUGGCCCAACAUCACAGUACAGAAACCGUACCUUUUUCUAUUUAGCCUCCACUGUGCCCUUCAUCCAUGGUUUCCAAUGGGUGACCUGGAACUACACUGAGGCCUCACAUGGCAAAGGUGCACCGGAUGGAGUAGGUGGGGCCCUAAAAAACCUUGCCGACCGAAUAGUUUCCUAUGGGACCAGCAUACCUGAUGCGGAUGCACUGUAUGAGCAGCUGGAGAGAAAUUCUUCCGUGACCCUGUACAAGGUGUCAGAGGAGAAAAUCAAGGAAAGCUCUGAAUUGGUGCCCCCACACCUGAAAGCUGUUCCCGGGACAAUGAAAAUACACCAACUGACAUCCACAAAACCUGGAGUCAUAAACACAAGGCCAGUGUCCUGCUUUUGUGACAAAGAUUGUCAGUGCUUUCAACCAACUUGCCACGCUUUCUCUGAGGGAGGGGAGGAGGGCCCCGACAGCAUCGAGGAACCUGACAGCACCGAGGCCACCAUAGAGGUUGGACAGUGGGUCCUUGUUGAAUAUGACGGCGAUUUGUUUCCUGGCACAGUCAAACAGAUUGCUGAUGACCAGUAUGAAGUGGACACCAUGACGCGUGUAGGGGAAAACCGCUUCUAUGUCCCAAGCAUCAGAUUUCCUGGAGAAAUGGUCUGGUAUUACCGCCAGGACAUACGGGACAUAAUCCCAGAACCACUUCCUGCCAUCUCCUCUGCCAGACAUUUUUGCAUUUUGCCUGAUUUAUGGGAAAAACACAAAAUCCGCACAUGAUUCACUUUAUCACAUUAUUCUCAAAAAUGAUUCUGAUAAAAGGUUGAAUUGAAGGUCAGGACCAAAUGCUUUUAUAUUAAACUAAAAUAAUUGUAAGAUCAUAUGAUUGUAUGUUAAAUUGAAAUGUUUCUCAGGAUAACAUGAUAGGUGUAUGAUUGGUAAAUGUAUUUGUUUUAGUUGUUUACAUAGAUGGCAAAUGUUUUUUUAAGUUUUGUUUAACACAAGACAUGGUACUGUUAUGACCACUUUCAAUGAGCAAAUCAAGCUCUAUUCAUGAAAUAAAUAUUCUUUUAAAAAUUAUAUGUGUUACAUGUGUAAAAUAUGAAGGUAAGGCAUCAGGACUCUUGGUGAACAAUGAAUCUGAACUGAAUCUCAUUUCCGAAAUAUUGAACCUCAUUACCGAAACAGCAUUCUCAUUACCGCAAUAUGUGCUUUUUGUACAAACUACAUAAUUAUGAGUUAAUCAUACUUUGCUGAAAAAUAUAUAUGCACAUUAUAUAAAACAAUACUUAUUUCAGGUAUGCUUCAUAAAAAUGGUAAAUGUAAUCGUUUCGGCAAAAUAUUGAAAAAGUACGUCGCAAAUCAAAUUGUGUGUUUCGGUAAUGAGAAAUAUUAAGUCAAUUAUGAAAAAAUAUAAAUAUAAAAAAGUAUUUUUCCUAAAGUUAUACAUAGC
Gadus chalcogrammus (walleye pollock) is the source of this 1741-nucleotide messenger RNA. RefSeq lists its product as uncharacterized. The transcript is spliced from 4 exons. The record is from RefSeq and is a predicted model, not a curated record. The coding region runs from base 1 to 1068 and encodes 355 amino acids. NCBI's taxonomy places the organism in Eukaryota, Metazoa, Chordata, Actinopteri, Gadiformes, Gadidae.